AUGAAUCGUGCUCGAAAGCCAGAACCGCCGUCGACUCCAUGCGCUCGGCGCGAUUUUCGAGGCACCACUACCGGACGCCGCCCGGGGCUCCCAUCGCACAACCGAAACGGAAAUGAUGCUAAUGCAACUUAUCCCAUUCCUAAUAAUCGUGUUGGCAGGCAUUUGAGCCCCGCUUGUGGAAAAUAUGGAAACCGUCCGCUCACCGCAAAACCGCGAAAACGUCUCAUCAGUCGCCGUAGGAACCGCCUGUGGUAUGAAAACGCACUCGCUGAUGCGAAAAUAGUCCGGAGUCCGCUAUGGGAACACCUUGACGAUUCCGACGAUGCGGCAGUUUUUGAGGGGUGGAACUCAAAAAUGCGGAGGCCCCGGAAGAAUUUUUUCUACCACGGGGCCGGGCAAAGUUUCGAUGGUGCUGAAGUGAUUGAUUCCCUAUUCAUGUUGGCGUGGAUGGAAGAGCAGAUGGGGAGAAGGAAGAAACAGGAGGGAACUCAAGGUGAUGGAAACGCAACUAUUUUUCGAGGCGGGUCCGCGGAGAAUAACGUUGACCGCAAGGCUAAUAAUGUAAAAGGGAAAGAACAACAGCAGCAACUGGUCAAUGAGGAGUCGAAACGCCACGAAACUCAUCCCACCGUGAGGGAAGAUGAAACAGACCACAACCCCGUGGAGUGUCAAGGGUAUAAUAGGAGUAGGACCGGUGAAAGUCUUGAGUUGACGCCGAAUUCGUGUGAUAUAUCGUUCAAAAGCAUGUUUAGCACCAGAUCGAGGAAACGUAGCGGACGUGGGGAUCGCCUACGGUUUUCAUGCGCCAGUUUGUACAAGGAGUAUAGCAACAUCAACACUGAGGAAUGCGAAGAGAAAGGGGUUGGUGAGAUCCGUGUGAUGGAAUGCGCGCGACAGCUUGGAAAGGCUGCUGAGGAGCAAUUACAGGAGGGAAGCCGUGGGAGCCGCCGUGUUAUGGACUCCACUUCUUGCGGUAUUCGUGAACUUCAUUCCAUUCAAUUAGCAGAACUACCCGAUAGUGUUGUGAAAUGCCCCUCGGGAAGGCGACAGAGCGGAGAGCAUAUGUUACCCAAACUUGUAAAGGGGCGUGGGGAAACAAUCCACAACACCAGCGAGGGAACGGCACCCCUCUCCGUUCUUCGUAAAAAGCUGACCCACACCAGGGGACAUAAGACUUCGGUAUCUGACAAAACCUAUCCACAGAAUGCUCCGUUCAUAACUAAGGGACAAAAGUCUGCCACACUUCGGAACAAGGAAGGGGGAGGAGAUGUGAGCACAACGAAUCAACCAGAUAGUUCAUUAGGUGUUACGACCCAACGGCAGGGCAAAGGCAGAAAUGUAAGCAGCAAAUCCACUCACGGGAACGCUUCAACGUUUACGUUGAGCAACAUAUUUGUCAACCAUAUGGGAUCAUUUUCAUCCUCAGUGUCACCACUAGCCCCUCAUCUCCGGAAAAAGGAACUUUCCACGGGAACUCAGCAACGUAGCGGUCGUUCCAAAAACGAUACGCACUGCGAAGGCUCGGUUCGGUCACGAGCUCCCCAGAAACUGAAACGUAUCGUGUACCCCGAGUUCUUAAAUGCACAAAGUGGUGGUGAACACCGGGAAGACAACCAUAUCACCACGAUUCAAACGCCCCGUUCAUGUGGGAGUGGCUAUUUUGUGAAUUGUGAAGGCAUGAGGUCCACCUCCGUUUCAUGUAGUCGUCAUAUGGGAGGCGGCGCUAAAGACUCCAGCAUUUCCACUUUUGAAGAUACAUUUUGCUGCAGAGGCAGUUCUCUCCUGCAAGUGAUGUGCAACACAGACAAAAAUUACGCUACAGAUCGGGAGCAGACAAACUCCACUGGCAAUUUAUGCUCUAGUGUGAACCCAUAUUACUUUUAA
Trypanosoma brucei brucei TREU927 is the source of this 1884-nucleotide messenger RNA. RefSeq lists its product as hypothetical. Bases 1 to 1884 code for a protein of 627 amino acids. The transcript has a single exon. The record is from RefSeq and is a predicted model, not a curated record. Lineage: Eukaryota; Euglenozoa; Kinetoplastea; Trypanosomatida; Trypanosomatidae.